GGGUAACUACUCCAGAGUAGAUGGGUCAGUUCGCAGACCCCGUUUCCAUCCUUGCGGAGGGGGAGUUGCCCCACCAGUCAGCCAGUCAGCCAGUCACAGUCCACCUGGACUGCGAGCCAGGCUCGGUUAGGUGGGUAUGGGCCGCGAGCGUGGGGUGGUGAUGGUGGUGGUGGUGAUGGUGGUGGUGGUGAUGGUGGUGGUGGUGGUGAUGCUGCUACGAACUACUGCUGCUGCCGGCUGCAAGCUGCAGGGCUCACUUUCCCCUCCCAGAGUGGGCACUUUGAUUCACGCAUCAUCCGGAUGUGGGAAGACGACUCCGGACGUGAGUGUUUGCGUGCUUGCUUGCCGCCUGCUUUCGUCCGUCACUGGCUGACUGACUGGCUGGCUGGCUGGCUGGCUGGCUCGGUGGCUGUCCAUGGAUGCUGGAUGGAUGGCUGUCUGUCUGGCUGUCUGUCUGGCUGUCUGUUUGCCGGUCCGACUCUCAAAGCCAUCCAUCCUACCGGCAGCUCCCACGGCACAAGGCGCAAGUUAACCGGCAAUGCAAGUGUCGGAAUGACAAGCGAGACUGAAUGUGUGCACCUCAUCUUGCUCAGUCUGAUGUCGAGGGAGGCGGCGGCCACCAGGUCGCCCCCCAAGAACCCAUCGAAAUAUAUAAACCUCCCUCCACUCCAUCCUAACAUCAAUAUUCAAUCCCAUCAGCAUUCGGAACAUUACCAUCACUGCCAUCACCACCACCACAACCACAACCAACCCACUGCAACCACCCCCAUCCUCCCCAACACCAACAGCUCCAUCGCUGCCAGCCACACUCGCACUCCCACAGACGAAGUCCUCUGAUUCAACACCAUACAAACUCCAUCACCCUUCCUCGCCUUUUCGACAGACCCCCUACCAAAAUCCCAUGUCUUCCACCAUGACCACCUCCGUGCACACCAACGGCGCCUCGUCCAGCAGCGACAGCUCCUACAUGCGCCACCACCAGAGCCACCACGACACCUCCGCGGACCCGAUCCAGUCGUACGCUCGCAU
Molecule: messenger RNA, 1029 nt
Organism: Tricharina praecox
Lineage: Eukaryota; Fungi; Ascomycota; Pezizomycetes; Pezizales; Pyronemataceae
Exons: 2
Coding region: 301-837 (178 amino acids)
Source: RefSeq, a predicted model, not a curated record